Molecule: messenger RNA, 1767 nt
Organism: Penicillium diatomitis
Lineage: Eukaryota; Fungi; Ascomycota; Eurotiomycetes; Eurotiales; Aspergillaceae
Exons: 1
Coding region: 1-1767 (588 amino acids)
Source: RefSeq, a predicted model, not a curated record
AUGGCCAGCUCGAAGCUCGAGUGCAUGAUCUGCCCUAACCGAUCCUUCACUGAUAUUCCCCAUAUCUUAACCCACCUUUCGUCCAAAGCUCACUUGUCUCACCAGUUCAAUAUUCAAAUUCGCGCCUACAAGGACAACGAUGCUGCGGAAACACUGCAGAACUACAAUGAAUGGUACUUGGCAAAUGGCUUCGCUGAGAUGCUUUCCAAUCGAGCUACGUCAAAAACUGAUCGCAGAAGCAAGCGAAAAUCGGACGCAACUAAGCUCAUUCCUUCUGUUCCCAGCGGAACUCCUGUGUCCAAUGGAACUACUGAGGAAUCCAUGCCCAUCAUUCUUGCUGUUGAUGACCUGAGAGCACCGCCCAAACUCUCUGGGGACCUCGAAACUCGCUCCGACGGUGGUCAUCCCGCAAAUGAGACCGCGACAGCCGCUUCCCCUGACCACUUUGUGUCAAAGUCGACCAAUUCAUCUGAUCUUUUGCCGAACGCGUUGCCAGAGUUUCCCAAGCAAGUCAAUCAUCCGAUAAAUGCUAGUACCGAAGUCGCUCAUGAGACACCAUUUGCUGAACGCUGCCUCGACAAGUACACUUCGCUUCCGGUAACUCCGACCCGUGCCCCUCGCAAGGAUUCAAAGGGAAACGUUCACCAUUCGGAAAACGGAGAAGAGGAUCGAGCUCAACCUCAAUCAGUUAAUCAGGAGAACGACAUCGCCACAGAGGAUAGAUCCCGGCUGAAGGGUGUCUACUGGCCUGGCAUGGACAUCUUCGAUGCCGCCACUGAGGCAAUGCGAAAAGUGCGCAAUCAGAAGAAAGACGGCAGCGCUCUUCGGCAGAUGAAACUGACUUCAAGUCUGGUGGAGCCAACUGAACAGAUCUUCUCCCAUGAAGGAGCUUUACUGAAAGAGCGUGUGAUCACAGGCGAAGUUGACGAUGACAGCGCGCUAGAAGGCGAAACUCCAGUUCCGAAACCGGCCCCUCGCUCCAAGCGAACCAUCUUGCGCGACAAUGAUCCCAACAUCAGCUUGACUCAAAGCCGUAAGCGCCCUAAAUCGCAUGCGGUCCAAUCCUCGCUAAAAGUCAAAAAAACCCGAGCCAUUCCUCGAUCUGGAACAUUCACCUGCUCCAAUGGCCCCUUUGGAUCUACUUUCCUCGCAAGGGAUUCGGUCGAAGACUCAGACUUCAAUCUUACCACAGGGAAUUUUGGCACGCAAGCUAACACAGCAUUCACUGUUUACAAAGACAACAAGGAACCGGCAGCACGAGCCUCGAUGAACGAAGACCACAGUGCCGACAUUCGUGAGAUGCGAACGACAUUGACUCCGGCUCGACUCAUGCUCGAUCAUAAAACCAAUCCAUUCACGCAUGAACAUAGCAUUCAUUCCGCGGAAGUCAAGGAGAACAUUGAGCCCUUACUGAAUGUUGGGGCUCGCGUCGUAUCCCCGUUCUGGGAUCUCCCGGCCGCAGAUUGGAAAACUCAUGAUUCGAAUACAAACAACCACACCGCAUCCAGCUUCUGGGAGGCCGACUCAGAGCUUGGCUUUGAGGAUAUCUUUAUGGAAAGUCGGGGCAGACCUUAUCUUCGCAACAACCUUCUGCCUCCUCCGGCACUUCAACACCCUAAAUUUCAUCGUCAGCCUUCCAGCGACGAGACCGUCGACAGCGCUGGCUGGGCAGGCCUUUCUAGGGCCAAAUCUCCAGAGGCUAAAAUGUUCGAUAAUGGAGCCCGAGACCUCUCCAAUGUCUAUCUCACUGGCCCUGCUGCGGACUAA